GUUUGUUUUGAUCCGAAGCAUUCUCGCACGCGUCAUUAUCCAAUAUGGAAAUAUUGUUGUACUCCUCUGUCUAGUGCAAUAUUUCGGUGUUUGCCGGUCAGAAAAAUAAAUCCGUCCAAUAGCUUUUGAGAAAUUCAUUACACAAACGUGCCGGUGGUAGCGAAUUGGAUUGUGACACAAAACUGCGUUUAAUAGUUGGAUAUGAUACUCUCCGAAGAAACCAGCUGCUAGAGGUUUGAUAAUUAGCUUCUAGCAGAGAAUGGCCAAAACUAAUUGUGAAAAGAGGGAAACAUUUCGGGAACGGCAGGAAGCCGAAUUGGAAGCAAUCCGUUCCAUCUAUGAAAGCCAAGUGGAAGAUUUACGUGAACCAGGAAAGUGGCAACCGCUCAAGGUCCGGCUAAGACUUACCCCCCAGAAAGGUUCCAUCAAGCAGGCCUACGUGAAAACUGAUCUCGUAAUCACAUGUCCCAAAAACUAUCCGAAAUAUCCACCAAAACUUGAGCUGGCCAAUAGUGUCGGCUUGUCCGAUGGGCUGAAGAAUGAACUGUUGAAACUGUUGGAAGAGCACACCGCAGAAUUCAGGGGGGCAGAAAUGAUAUACGACUUGGCGAAUAAAGUGGAAGUAUUUCUUCAUGAGCAUAACGUUCCACCGAAGGGUAGCUUUUACGAUGAAAUGAUAGCCGACAAGCGAAAACGUGCCAUGGAUCGGCAAAACACACUCAAAGCCGAGGAAGAGCAGCGCAGACAAGUUAUUCAGGAUGAGUUGCAGAAACGAAAACAGCAGCUGGAGAAAACAAGAAGAGAGUCGAGGCACAGCGUGAAUGAGGUGAGUCCGUUUCAUCGAAACACAAGCUCAUCGGAGAAUAGCGAGGGAUACUACCCUUGUUCUGAGCAUAGGAGAAGCGAGACGCUGUUUUUCUCCAACGGAAGAAAGAUUGUCAAAGGAUGCUGCCUAGGGCACUCACAACGUGGUUGUAUUACUUAUUCAGGUAUUGAUGUUCAAACAGGCCAAUUGGUAUAUCUGACCGAGUGGAAUAUUAAUUUGGAUGAAGACGGAAAAUCAUCGCAUGGCCAAACAGUCGAUGAGAUUGUGAAAGGCAUUGAAAAGUUAGAAGCUUGCCUGAUAACUCUCAAGCAUAGAAAUCUGAUUUCGUACGAUGGAGUCCUUUGCAAGGUUGAACAUGAUGGGAUUGAUAUCUUCGUGGUACAGGAUUUUAUUCUAGGAACGAGCCUUUUCACAAUUUCUGGGACACUAGGUUGGUCACCGGAGGGUAUCAGUAUGGUUGCAAAAGGAAUACUGGAAGCGUUGAUUUAUCUCCACAAUAAUGGAAUUUCCCAUGACGAUUUGUCCGAUACAACCGUUUUCAUGGACAACUCGGGUUGCAUAAGGGUUGCAGAUUUUAAGCUUAUUCCACACAUCCAGGAACUUAUCAACGGCCCAACAUGCGUCCGAAGUGAUUUACCCGCGCUAGGUGCCCUCAUCGAACCUCUAUUUAGCGCUCACUCUGAAAUGAAGGAUUUUAUCGAUUGUUGCAAAUCCGAACGGACAAUUUCGGCAUCUGAUCUACUGGAGCAUCCUUUUUUGCGUCCAUUUACAUCUCUGGAUGUUCCCAGGAAUAUUCACAAAGCUGCCCCAAACGGUCAACAACGCAAGCCAAUCACUGACCAAUCGCUUGUGGAACGAUCGCAGCAUUCUAUUCCAACUUACAUGAACACCUCGUCAUCCGGUGAGAAAUCCAGACUUCAGAAAGAGUUUGAUCUCAUCUGUCACAUUGGCAAGGGGGCCUUCGGUGAUGUGCUGAAAGUGCGCAAUAUCCUCGACAAUCGUCAGUAUGCCAUCAAGAGAAUACCGCUGCCGGCGCGGAGUAAAGCAUUCCGCAAGAAGAUGAUUCGCGAGGUGGAGGUGCUCUCUCGGUUGAAUCAUGAGAACGUCGUUCGUUACUACAACAGUUGGGUGGACACGCUGGGUCCCGGAGAGGCGGAACAAUUUUUGGCGGAUGCAACCGGGGAGUGGUCCAUCAGUACCGAGAGUGCACGGAAUAAAAUUUCGCCAAAGGUGCUCAAGAAGAAUAGUGAGAAGAAAUCCGACUGGGGACUGAAUUGUAUGGUGAUGGAUUCGAGCAGCGAGGAGGAUGAGGAGAAUGAUGACGAGUAUGAAGAAGCGUCUGAUGGUAUAGAGUUCGCUAAUUCAAACGGAGAGAUCGCAGACUACGCAAGUUUCAGCGAGGGAGUAACUGAAGAGAAAGAGAAGAGGAAAAGUGGCGGAGCAUCGCCACCUCAUCCGGAUAUGUUUAUAUACAUUCAGAUGGAGUUUUGCGAAAAGAGUACACUCAGGAGCGCUAUCGACUCCGGGCUCUACGAAGAUAUGGACCGAGUAUGGCGCCUGUUCAGGGAGAUUGCGGAAGGUCUGAGUCACAUCCACCAGCAGGGUAUUAUACAUCGCGAUCUCAAACCGGUGAACAUUUUUCUUGACUCGCGCGAUCAAGUGAAAAUAGGAGAUUUUGGUCUCGCUACCACCAAUGUUCUAGUGGUACAAAACCCACAGCCAGAACGCUUCACCCAAAGCCAACAAAUGAAAUCGUUGGACAUCGGCAAUUCUCAGACUGGGAAAGUCGGAACCGCACUGUACGUAGCCCCCGAGCUAGCCGGGAAUGCAUCGAGAUCGGCGUACACCCGGAAGGUAGAUAUGUACUCGCUGGGGAUAAUCCUGUUCGAAAUGUCGGUCCCUCUGGCGACCAUGAUGGAACGAGUACAAACGUUAAUGAAUCUGCGCUCGGAACAGAUAGUAUUUCCCGCUGAUGUGCUAUCGAACAAAGACCUCUCACGGCAUGUGCAGGCGAUUCGUUGGUUACUGAACCAUGAUCACGCCAAAAGACCAACCACCGAAGAGUUACUUUCGUCCGAUCUUAUUCCACGCAUCCGCAUGGAAGCGGAAGAAAUUCAGGACGUGAUCCGACAGGUUCUGGCAAAUCCCCAGUCGAAAGAUUACAAACAUUUGAUUGCUCGCUGUUUCAGCCAGGAAAGCGACACAAUCUUCGAGCACAGUUACCACCUGGGUAUGGUUCCCAUGAUUCCACGGUUUGACUAUGUCAAGUCCAAAAUAAUCGAGCUGUUUCGAAAACACGGAGCGAUAGAAGUUGUAACGCCACUGUUGACUCCAUUCACUGCAUCCACCGGUCAUGAAAAUUGCGUUAAGCUAAUGACACACUCCGGCAGCAUUGUUGCUCUUCCGAAUGAUCUUCGUAUUCCCUUCCUUCGACACGUCGCACUCAAUGGGGUUAAAUUUAUCCGCCGAUAUUCGAUUGGGCGAGUAUAUCGGGAGAAACAGGUCUUUAAUUUUCACCCGAAACAAGUGUAUGAAUGUGCAUUUGACAUCGUUACACCGAUCCGAGGUAACCUGAUCGUAGAUGCGGAGUUGAUUUCGGUCGCGGAUGAAAUUAUGCGCGAAUUGGAACUACUGAAGCAACAGCGGAGAGUGUUUUUCCGGAUAAAUCACAUAAGUUUGCUCCGUUCAAUUUUGCUGCAUUGUAACGUUCCUGAAGAGAAAUACAGAGAGCUGUUUGAAAUUGUGCAUAGCUGCCUGGACGACAAUAUCGCCAAAUACCAGAUGAAAUCUUUGAUUAUCAGUCAGAUCACCCAGCCGGGGGUUAAAAUCCACACCGGACCGCUGUACGAUAUGUUACAGAUUGAGUGCCCUGUGACUCAGGUCAGUUCAGGACUGCGUGGACUGCUCAAAGGAAAGGGUGAAACCGCUGUUAUGGCUAAGGUUGCACUUCGAGAGCUGGAAACGGUUGUCUCACUCGCCCAAAGCUUGGGAAUCCAGUGUCCGAUCACCGUCUGUCCGGGACUGCCGAUAAAUUACGAACGAGCGAAAAGCGGAGGAAUUGUUUGGCAACUAGUUGGUGAACUCAAGUCCAAACGGAAAAAUCCGUUGACCACUAUUGCCGUGGGUGGGCGCUAUGACGCCAAAUUGACUGAAAUUCAAAAAUCUGGUAUCAGCAGUGGUUUGCACGUCCCAAAGGUAGAACUUAGCGGGGCUGGCUUCAGCUUUCAUCUCGACAAACUAGUUCACGCAAUCGGAUCAACCGCUGCGAGGUGUGAGCCGAUGCAAGUAAUGGUCUACGUUCCAGGCUCGAGACCCCCACUGAAGGACGUUGUUCAAAUUUUGCGCUCCCUGUGGUCCAAUGGUAUUAAAACGGGAAUACUGGAAGGUGGUAUAUCGGUCGAAGAGUCUGCGAAGGAAGUCGGCGCGAGCAUAGUGGUCAUCCUUGGUGAGGGCGGUGAACUCCAUGUUCGUACUUGGAGUGACGAUCUCUUCCAGGAGGAGCCCGUUCCACGUCCUGAGCUAACGAAUUAUAUUCUCAAAAUGAUUCACCGACCUGAGUCUUCGGUUUCUGAUUCUGCAAGUACAGUAAUGAACACUUCGCUCACUAACUUAUCCACUUCGCUGCUCAAUCAAUCCCAGAACAGUCCCAAGGCAUCUGUUGAUUUCAUUUUUCUCACGGCGGAAAAGAUAGCUACACACAAAAAACGUCGCUUCGAAAGCCAGGUUGAACACAAACUUUCGCCGCUACUGUCGAAGUUUCAAAAGAAGGAAACGGUCUACCUAAUUAUGGUCGACCUGCCGAGAGCACCGCUGCGCGGAUUUAUCGGGCUGAUGGAUCCCAUGGAGUGCGCUAACGGUAGCAAAUCUCCAUCUUAUUCAGUGGAGAUGAAGGCACUCGGUGAACAGUUUCCCAAGUAUAAGAAACACAUGAACGAAAUUUACGGUGAAAUUAUGGAUAUUUUUGGUGAAAAGUCGCUGCCGGUGGUGGGCAUCUACAGUGUGCUCGAUUCAUUCUGUCGGCUGAUAUUGUAGCACAAAUCAAAGAUGUUCAACAGAAGCAUGAAUGUAAUCCAAUUACAAUUAUACGCUUAACGCAUUGUGUCAAUGUUUAACCUAUGUAUUAUGGAAAAUGUUCGAACGUGUCGUCAAAGUUUUAAACUUUCUUUGCAGUUAUUAGUGGAUGGAGAAUAAAUUGUUUUAUAAGUUUUA
Messenger RNA from Toxorhynchites rutilus septentrionalis, 5035 nucleotides. It is a transcript of the gene Gcn2, whose product is annotated as eIF-2-alpha kinase GCN2. The transcript has 5 exons. Gene Ontology annotation, cellular component: cytosol. Lineage: Eukaryota; Metazoa; Arthropoda; Insecta; Diptera; Culicidae. Gene Ontology annotation, molecular function: eukaryotic translation initiation factor 2alpha kinase activity; ATP binding; protein binding. The record is from RefSeq and is a predicted model, not a curated record. Bases 260 to 4858 code for a protein of 1532 amino acids. Gene Ontology annotation, biological process: regulation of translational initiation by eIF2 alpha phosphorylation; DNA damage checkpoint signaling.